Haliotis rufescens (red abalone) is the source of this 2763-nucleotide messenger RNA. RefSeq lists its product as uncharacterized. Gene Ontology annotation, biological process: protein phosphorylation. NCBI's taxonomy places the organism in Eukaryota, Metazoa, Mollusca, Gastropoda, Lepetellida, Haliotidae. Gene Ontology annotation, molecular function: protein tyrosine kinase activity; ATP binding. The coding region runs from base 1011 to 2744 and encodes 577 amino acids. The transcript has 3 exons. The record is from RefSeq and is a predicted model, not a curated record.
CACACACACACACACACACAUACCUGUCCCCUCCCCAUCCCCCGACAGGGGAAAACUUACUGUCUAUAAGAUACAAAUACGAAUUUUAUACCAUGUAUGUAUGUAUGUUGUAUGUACGUGCGUACUAAUGUACUAAGUGGGGUUUGUUGCACCCAACUUCAACUUGCACUUGCACUUGCACUUGCACCCAAAAACUUCACCCACAACCUACCCCCACUGCCACCCCCACCCCCACCAGCCACACGACCGUGGCAUGUCAACAAUCGUGUCUAGGCCAGACAUCCAGUGACUUGAAUGCGCCAUUUACUAAUUAAGUGUCAACUAAAUACGAUGUUAACCUUGAAUAUUGUAUGCUGCAUACAAGUGCAGAGAGGCACUGUAUAAAUACGUUCGUUUUGCAACACAGUGAGGAGUGGAAGUUUUAAUGUCUCGGCCUGAAUAUUAUUUUGUAGUUGACUCAGUGAUGUGAAUGAUAUCGUUUGUGAAUGAUACGCCAUCGGACUGCACUGGUCGCACAGGGAAGAAGCCAUUGUGUUCGCCCGAUCAUCUGUGUUGCUUUUCAAAACGGAGAAUAGAACAGAUGAACCACGUUUAGACACUGCCACAGCUAGUAUACUCAUUUCAAAGCCAGCACAACCCCUCUGCUGAUACAUUCGACAUGAAAGACUUCUUGAAUACAUUAAAUACAAUUCUAUACCGACAUGCUUCUACCGCAUGCUGAGUGACAAGUCGCGCCCUUACCGGGCCACUCUUAUACAUAUGUGCAUACUGCUUGCCCAUUGUUUGGUCCUAAGACGUAUAUUACUGCUUGCUAAAAAAGGCAUCGUGACAUUGUUGUUGUGUGUAACCCAAUUUCUGAGUCAACAUGACAUGUAAAAUGUAAAUUUUGAAACGUCAACGUCAGACGUCUCGAUUAUUUGCGGAAACAGAUUUCAGGCAAGGACUGGUGAAAGAGUGGUGAAAUUAUAUGUAUGGAUUACGACACCAGGUGUUCGCGAAAAGGGUAAGCAAUGGCAUGUUACAGACACGUAAUAGCAUGGGCCUCUCUGAUGCUGUGGCUCAACGCUGCGAUUGGUCAUGACAUCUGCGCGAGCACAUCGUUCUUCCUCCAUCCAAAUAACACAAUCUGCCCCAAUCGGGGCAAGGUGGACAUCUUCCAGAAGUUUGGGUUUCCGUCAGACGCUGUGCCCGUGGAUUUGUCCGGCUAUGUUCCCCGGCUGCUCCAUGAAGACUCGGUGGUCCACCACGUGGACAGCAACAAGGCUUUCGUGAAGGUUGGGAGCGGCCACGAGGGCGUUGUGUACAGAGCCGAGAUGAAGGAUUCCAGAACACCCAUCAUUGUCAAGACAUUGAGGAACAAGAACUUCCAUCAAAUCUUCCACGAGGCCCGGAUCCUAACGUAUCUAGAUGACGUCCCUUUCGUUCCAGAUGUAGUCGGACUUCUGCCAACUGGACCGAGUAUGUAUAAUUUGUCAAUAGUGUCAGAGUAUAUUAAAAAUAGUUCCACAAUUGGUGUGUGGUUCAACAACUCCCAUAAAGUCAGUGGCUGCCAGUGGUUGAACAUUUCCUAUCAAAUAGCAGGUGGGCUGAGACAUAUUAACGAAAGGUAUGUUCUCCAUAAUGAUCUUCACCAUAAAAACAUCCUCAUCCAGUGGAGAGGCUCGGAUCCAAAGGUUUAUUUCAUUGACUUCGGGGACUCUACAUUCCGUCAUGGCAGAGCCGUGAAGAACUUCAACCCAUAUGACAACAUACCUUAUCGGGCUUAUCUUCCGCCGGAAGUGUCCUACGACCAGUCGACACCAGCUAGUGAUAUAUAUAGUGCUGGACAAAACAUCAAAACUAUUGGGCGUCUGGCUAAAAAAGACAAGCUCAUUUACCUAGCAUCUGAGUGCAUGACAAAAGAUCCAGACUCCAGAAUAUCCGUACGAACCCUUGAGAAGGAUCUUCUCGAACUUCUACAGAAAUCAUGCCCUCUAUCUACCGAUAGCUUUAUGCACAGAGACUCACAUAGCCAUCAACCCUGUAGUGGGAAGCACCGUGGCUUUCACCAUCUACCAUUGCCUAUCUUGUUACUGAAGGACUUUACAAUAUAUAAAAGACCUAUGAUAUUCCAAGGUUGGCAUCUAGCAAAAUACAAUCCAACAAAAGAAACUGUGGUGAUUCGAACGUUUAAGACAGUAAGCUUUAGAUAUAUUCGUCAUUGUGCGAGAGUCAGCUUAUAUCUAAACGACACGAGUUAUGUCCCCUUGUUCAAGGGUGUUGUUUUCAUGGGAACUCAGUUGGCGGACAUGGCGCUGGUGCAGAAGGGUGUGAGCGACAGUGUCACGUUGUCGAACGUCGUCCACGACCAACGCGCUUUCAAUGAAGUCCAGAGAGUGAACUUGCUGAGGGAGGUAGCGAAAGCUCUCAAUGCCUUUAAUCAAAGACAUCUGGGGUGUUCUCGCUUGCAUACUGAUGACAUCCUCAUAACUUUUAUAAACAACAAACCCUCAAUCAAAUUUAUUAGUCUCGGUCGAAUGCACUACGGACGAAAUCCAAAAGUAAAGUACAAGCUAACCAGAAAACCGAGGUUGAUUAGAAGGAGCGCUCAUCGCAAAAGCAACCGAAUCCGAUUUUCAAGUAUAAUACAGCAAUUGCUUCCAGAAUUCUACGACCAAGUGAAUGAACAGAGUUUGGUUAAUGCUUCUUCUCGGAUAGCCAUGGACGUUAAUUCUGUCUCCGACUGGAUGUUUACAAGUAAUUAAACUUACUGAUCUCUUUAUA